GGUUUCACUUCUUGUUCGGAAGAUGUUACUGGUUAUACUUUCAGUCUUUGUGGCGUCGGUUUCCGCAGUUCAAGAUUCACGAUGCGUACAAUACUCCGCUGGAGCGAAGGCAAUCACCUUGCAGCAUAGAACCGAUUGUAGAAAGUUUUACAUUUGUGACAUCGAUGGAAGUGCGCAGGAGAUGCGCUGUCCAGAUAAUUUGUACUACAGCGUAGAAGAAGGAGUUUGUUCUUAUGAUGCAUCAGCAUGUUUCGGUGGAGAGAACAUUGUUGACGAAGAACCUCCUAAACAUGAGUCGCCCAUCAUUAUCGACAACGGAUUUAAGAAUGAGCAAGAAUUCCUUCUAAUGGCUUGUUUGAAUCAACCAUCAGGAGUUACUCUUCCAUUGGCCGAUGACUGUUCCUCAUACGUGGUAUGCUUGCAGAGGAGACCCAUAAUACUGACUUGUCCAGAGGGUUUGGCUUACGAUCGUAGCAACAACAAGUGCGAAUUCAAAGAAAUUGCUGACUGUAAGGCUCACAAAACUCCGACGUUAGUUGAUGAACCGAAAGAUAUGAACAUCGUGGUAAACCCGGAACCUCAACCAUUAGACGCGGAAAGUUCCAAACCUGUUUGGAAUGUUCCGAACCUGCCACUGCAAAAGCCAAAUGAACCGAAUUGGCCUAUGCCAGAACUUCCGAUUGUUCCAUUACCAGAUGUCCCUUUCCAGCUCCAAGAGAAGCCUAUUCCAGAACCAGUAGUACCACGAGAACAAGAAUUUAUGCCAUAUGGCCCGGUCACCUAUUCGGACCCGAGGUGUUUGCAACGAUUCGAUCCUGACAAUCCUGUUUUGUUCCGCAAUGCGAAAGACUGCACCAAGUACUAUGUCUGUGUGGGCAACAAUGCCAUCGAAAAGCGCUGCCCCAAUGGACAACAUUGGAGUGUAGAGCACGGCUGGUGUGAUUUCCCGCAACGAGCAAAUUGCAUUGUGCAAUAAACGUUGAGUUAGAGCUAGGCUGACUAAAAAAUCCAAUUAAUAGCUCAGAAUAUGGUUAAUUAAAAUCAUAUAAUCGAAAUCCAUAUUAUGUAAAAAUAUAUGCUGUUGAAAUUUAA
Armigeres subalbatus is the source of this 1092-nucleotide messenger RNA. RefSeq lists its product as uncharacterized. The coding region runs from base 23 to 976 and encodes 317 amino acids. Lineage: Eukaryota; Metazoa; Arthropoda; Insecta; Diptera; Culicidae. The transcript has 2 exons. The record is from RefSeq and is a predicted model, not a curated record. Gene Ontology annotation, cellular component: extracellular region. Gene Ontology annotation, molecular function: chitin binding.